AAAGCAUUAGCAUACAGUUAUGCUGAUUAUGGGGAUUUGUUAAAAGGUACAAGUAUAUGGGGAAAUGCAAAUACUAAACAACUUGAAAUAAAUUUAAAAAACAUAUUUGAAACUGUUUUCAAGAAUCAAAUUGAACAAAACGGACAAACGAGCGGUUCAAAUAAAUAUCCUGGAGAUUUGAAAUUAUUAAGAGAAGCGUGGUGGAAUACGAACAAAAAAUAUAUAUUGGGCGCUUUGAUAUUUGGUGCAGAAACGUUAGAAGGAAAAAAUGGUGCACCAUGUGUAUCCGAAAUGAAACAUUCUCCCCCAACGGCCGAUUAUAUCCCACAAUUUUUAAGAUUUGCUCAGGAAUGGAUCGAAUAUUUUUGCGACCAACGGAAAGCAUAUGCAAAACAUGUGGUAGAGAAUUGUAAGAAAUGUAAAGAAGAAUCGGAUAAUUAUCACAAAAAAAACACUAUAGAUAAUAAAAAAGGUUUUGGUGUCACAAAUAGUGUUAUAAAUAAUAGUAACGAAAAUUAUGAAGGAGAAGGAGGAAAAUGUUGGGAGAAUAAUGUAAAAGUUGCAAAUACUAUUGGGAAAUGUGAUAAAUGCAAAAGUGCAUGUGAGAUAUUUAAAUCAUUCGUUGAAGGAAAUGCUGAAAAAGAUGAAGAAAACAAAAAAUGGAGAGAUCGAUGGCAACAAAUGGAUAGAAUAUAUGGAGACUUAAUUAAAACCGCGAAGAAAGAAAUAGAUGACUAUAAAGAAGCACGAAGAAAACAACUAGUGUUCCAACAAGAACAACUACCACAAGGAUCGCAAAGUAUUAAUAGUGUCAGUAUUCAACCGUAUAUGAUGAAAUGUGGUGAUAAUAAUGAAUGUCUCAAACCUGAUAGCGACGCGUUUUACCAAUAUUUGGCAUAUAACGGCUAUACAACACUUAAUAGUUAUAUGAAUUUGGUAUUAAAAGAUAUGGAAUGUGGGAACGAUAAACCUAGAUGGGAUCGAUCCACAGUGGUAAAAAACGCAAAUAGUGGCAAAAGGCCUAGUAAUAAUAAGACGAAAUUGAUAUAUCCACAACUUUUUGGAGAGCGCCCUGUAGGAUACAAAUAUGCCUGUGAUUGCCGUAUCCCUUCACGAGAAGAACUUUGUCGUGAUAACCAUAUGUAUAAUACGAGAUGGGAAUGUGGAAAGGAUGGUAGGGUCGACAGUAGUAGUAUCCAAGUACAGUCACGUAAGAGAAAUAUUGCACCAAAUGUAGAACAAACAUAUGUAUUGUGUAAUCUCAGACAUGAUGAAACUGACGAAGCAGAUCAAACAUCCACUAGGGGUCCAACGAGUGCAUCUGUAUUUGGUGCAAACUUAAGUGCUGAAGACCUCGAAUUUUUUAAUUCGUUCGAUUCAUGGUAUAAAGAUAUACAAGAUAAAUUAGAUCGUCAUUUUCAUCGUAUUAAUCGUGAUUGUAAACUAGAAAAUAUUAUGUCGCAAAGUGAUGGUGCGGCUCCCACAAUUUCUGCAGAAUGCCAAACCUGUCGUGACAAUUGUGAAUGUUAUAAACUAUGGGUGAAAAAUAUGAAAAACCAAUGGGAUGAACAGAAGACAAAUUACGGGAAAUUUCAGAACAAAUCAAUUAAUCAAAAUAUUUCGUUGAAUGAUUAUUUAUUUACUAGAUGUUGGGCAGAAUAUUUUGAGAAGUAUGUUAAAUCCAAAACGCUUAAGGAAAUUAAUCCCGUAGAUGAUAUUCAUAUUAUCAAUUUGUUACGAGAACGAUGUGGUGAUAAAAAAGAAAAAGGAGAAGAAACAUUCCAAGAAAGGAUAAAUAAAGCUGAGAAUCAGAAAAGAAAAUGUCAUAAAAAACAAGAAAGAUGCAAAAAUCCUGAAGCAGCACCUAAAUGUAGUGGGAUGGAUGGUAAUGUUAGUGAUUGUCAUAAAAAGUAUUAUGAUAAUACCAUUGGUGGGAAAACGUGGGACUGUAAACAAACUUCUAAUGGUAGGGCAAAAUUAAAUACAGGACAAUGUAUUCCCCCACGAACUCAAACAUUAUGUAUAGCAAACAUGCAUAAUGGUAAUAUACUAAUAAAAAAUGUUCACAAAGAUGUUUUGGAAAAAAAAUUAAAAGAGGCCAUGAAAAAAGAAACAGAGAAUUUAUACAAUUAUUAUAAAGAAGGAAAACCUAUAAUUACAACAAGUAGCCAAACCGAUCAAAAUGGUAUGCCACAAAAUUUUUGUCAUGCUGCAAAACGAACAUAUAAUGAUUUUAAACAUAUGGUCAUAGGAGAUAUGUUAUGGAAAGGAGGACGUUUUGGUGACAUAGAUAAAGAAAUAAAAGAAAUUAUAGAACAGAAUGUUAAAACGGGUGGCGCUACCACUAGGAAAGACUGGUGGGAUACACACAGUGACGAUUUUUGGAAUGCUAUCAAAUGUGGGAUUCAAACACAAAUCAAACCAGAUGAUUCUGGGGAACAUUUUAGUGGUAAUGAGUGUGGUGUGUUCCCCCCAGAUGAUACGGAUAACCAAUUUGUUUGGUGGUUCAAGGAAUGGGGUCAACAAUUUUGCAUCGAACGGAAAAAACAUAUAGAAGCGAUAAACGAAGUGUGUGAUUCGUUAUGGUAUAAUAGGUGUAAUAGUAAUACAGAAAAAACAUUGAAAGAAGUAUGUCAACAAAAAUGCAAGGAAUACAAAGAUUUUAUUCAACAAAAACAUUCAGAAUGGACACAACAGAAAAACAUAUAUGAGAGUGAAAAUCCAGAAAUGUUUGCGCACGAAUUAUUUUCACAACAUUAUCCUGAAUGUGUAGAUACAAAUUUCGAACUUAUAUUUGAAGAAAAGUUCUCAGAAAAUAGUAAACCAUCAAAAACAGAAUUGAAAUAUUAUUAUGCCGAUGCUAGUGAUAUAUGUUCCUGCAAAGACCAAACAUAUGCGUGUAAGAACGAUGGUAAUAAAUCAACAUGUAAAGAAAAAGGUAGCGAUGUAACCAGUUGGCGUACUCAUUUAUUAAAAACUGGAAAUGACGGCAAACAAUUACGUGGCGUCUACGUUCCUCCGAGACGCCAAAAAUUAUGUCUAGCAAAUUUAUAUCCAAUAAUUUUUGGAAAAGACAAAAAUAAAAAUAACGAUAAUAGUACAAAAAAGAACGAGUUAUUGAAUAGAUUUAAAAUAGUUGCAGAAAGAGAAGCAUACUUUUUAUGGAAACAAUAUCAUCCAAUUGGAAAAAAGGAUAAUGAUGAUGCACAUAGACAAGCCUGCUGUGCUAUCAGGUCAAGUUUUUUUGAUAUUGGAGAUAUUGUUAAAGGUGCAGAUAUAUGGGACGAUCCUAGCAAAACAUAUAUAAACAAAACUUUAAACGAUAUAUUUGGAAAAGAAUUAGAAGAAUUAAAAAAAAAACAAAAAGUACCAACAUACGAAAAUCCUAUUUUAUAUUUAAGAAAAAAAUGGUGGGAAAUAGACGAAACUGUUGGUAAUAGUGGAAAUAAUAAGAAAACCAACAGAGACAGUAUUUGGGACGCUAUGCAAUGCGGAGUCAAGAAUGCAAUAACAGAAUUAAACGGAACUGGGGAAGAAGUUAAGGAUAGCCAUUUGCCAAAGUGCCUACAAGAUAUAAAUCAAAAGCGUAAUGUCUACUUAGUUGCCACACCUCAAUUUGUUAGAUGGUUAGAAGAAUGGUCUCAACAGUUUUGCGAGGAAUACGCAAAACAUAUGGAACAAUUAGGAAAACAAUGUAAACAUAGAAGUGGUGAUAAUAAUUGCAAUGACCAUUCAAAUAAGAAUUGUAAAGAUGCUUGUGCAAAAUAUAAUGAUUGGAUAAGUUUAAAAAAAAAGGAAUGGGAUGGUUUGAGCAAAUAUUAUUCUAAAAUAUUACAAAUGGGAAAAAGUAGUGAUCAGUCCCCUGAUGGAACCGAUUACGAUGCAAUCACUCAACCUACAGCCAUUGAUUAUUUGAACCAAAAAUGUAAUAAAAACAUAGAUGGAACAAAUAAUUGUUGUCACUGUGAAAAUGUGGGUAAGACAUCCAGUGGUAGUAAUGAUAACCCACUGGAACAUAUGGACAAAGUCGUCAAUAAAAUUGACGACAAAUAUAAACAAUAUAUGUCACAAUGCACCAAAUGUUACAUUCAACAUAUAAAGGAUCAAAUAGAAAACAUAACUAAUAUGUUGAAUAUGGGAAAGGAGAAAAAUAUCAAGGGAAGGAGUAGUAGUUCCACGAAUCCGUGUUCCCAAACCACCACCAAACCCGCUAAAAAUGUAAAGGUAAUAGCACAAAUAUUACAGGGGAAAGCAAAAGGGCGAUUGGAUGGUACUCUUGAUAAAUUGGAAGGAAAAUUAUCCAAAGCGAAAUUUAAAAACAGCGUUAAAGAGGACACGUUGAAGGAUAGCGAUAUUUACAAUCUUGAUAAAAAUAAACAUACUAAUGAUAAACGUGAAAAAAAUCAGAGAACUGAUGGUCCGUGUCAAGGCAAAGGAAAAAGUAACGACCCAAAAUACCAGAGGUUUAAUAUAACAACCGAUUGGAAAGGUGAUGGAUUCGUAAGUGGUAAAUACCUUGAUGUCUAUAUACCCCCAAGAAGAGAACAUAUGUGUACUUCAAACUUGGAGAAUCUGGACACAAAUGCAAGCGGCCUCAAAGAUGCUAGUGUCAACCAUUCCUUUUUGGGAGAUGUAUUGCUUUCAGUAAAUUACGAAGCAAAAGAAAUAAUAGAAAUGUAUAAAAAACAUAAUGGUCUAAAUGAAUCAAAAGACCUAAAUGACCCAAAACAUCAGGCGACAAUAUGCCGUGCUAUGAAAUAUAGUUUUGCGGACUUAGGAGAUAUAAUAAAAGGAACAGAUUUUUGGGAUAAAGAUAUUGGCGCACAAAAUCUAGAAAAAGAUUUGGAAACAAUAUUUAAAAACAUUAAAGAGAGACAUAGUGACGACACCAUCAAAAAGAACCCCCAAUAUAUCAACAUUGACAAAUAUAAAAAAAUGAGAGAAGAUUGGUGGGAGGCUAAUAGAUCACAAGUCUGGGAAGCAAUGAAAUGUGUAAUAAGCAGUAGUGGUAUCACAUGUGAUCUCGAUACUAUGCUACCAUAUGAGGAUUAUAUCCCGCAACGUCUUCGAUGGAUGACAGAAUGGGCCGAAUGGUUCUGCAAGGCACAAAAACAAAAAUAUGAGGAGUUGGAGAAGGAUUGUAGGAAAUGUAUGAAUCAGGUUAAGGGUACAACAUGUACGAAAGAAUGUGCAGAAUGUAAAGCUAGGUGCCAAGCAUAUAGUGCAUUUAUUAAAAAUUGGGAAAAACAAUGGGGAAAAAUGAAAGAAAAAUAUGAGGAAUUAUACAAUCAAGCAACAACUAGUGGUGAUAAAACUACUACUACAGAUGAUAAAGACAAAAAAGUGGUGGAUUUCUUGAAAGAACUACAAAACCAAAAUAAAGGAAAUGACACAUAUUCUACUGCUUCAGGAUAUGUACAUGAAGUACUUAAAGAUACAGGUUGCAAUACACAAAAAGAAUUCUGUGAUAAAAAUAAUGGCAUCCAAAGUGGUGCUACAAACGAGAAAUAUGCUUUUAGCGAACAACCUCAUGGGUAUGAGAAUGCUUGUGGUUGUCAGGAGGAUACGGCACAAACAUCUGUGAUAACGACGACAAAGAGACAAGGAUCACAGGAACUGGACAGGAGUGGAUCACAUCAAUCGACGGCAGUUGUGACACCACAAUCAUCAUCGUCACAGCAUCCAGCCAUUGGUGGAAGUGGUGAUCCUAGUACACGUGGUCGAAGCACUGCAAAGGGCCAGGACCAAGGAACAACAUCAACUGGAGGAGGUGGAAGUGGAAUUGGAGAACCCCCCAAACAAAACACGAACCAAGCAAAACCAGAACCUGGUAAAGGCGUUGCUCCAUAUAAUAGUGAGCCAAAUAAGUCACCUGGUUCUGGUGUUAAACCUGUUGCGGCUCAUGGUACAACUCCUUCUCCUGAUCCUGGAAAACCUAUUGAUAAUGGUAGUAUUGGCACUAGUGCCGCUGCUUCUGUUGUUCAUCCUCCUCCUCCUAGACAUACUGAUGAACCAACAACGCCAACAGACCCAUAUGAAGAUUUAGAUACAUGUCCUUUUGAGAAUGGUGGCAGAGGUGGUACUACUACUGCUGUAAAUAAUGAUAAAUGUAAAAUUUUUGGUGUUAAUACCCGAUGUAUAAGUAAUAAAUAUGACAAUAAUUUGAAUAAUUGGAAAAUCGACUUUGUAAAAAAUAACAAUGCUCAAAAUGAAGGUGUGUUAAUGCCUCCAAGAAGAGGACAUUUAUGCAGAAACCCUUUUUUAGGAAAACGUUAUGGUUCAAAUGAAAAAGAUUCAUUUAUAAAUGAUUUUUAUACAGCGACGUUUAAUCAAGGAAUCCUUUUAGGAAAAACAUUUAAGGAUUCUAAUGAUGAUAAAACAGCAUAUAAUGCACUAAAAAAUAGCUUUUAUGAUUAUGGAGAUAUAGUCAAAGGUACAGAUAUAAUAGAAGAAAUACUGAUGAAUGAUUUAAAUGUUAGAUUAAAUAAAAUGUUUCCAGGAAAUAGUGGGAAUAUGGAAAAAAGUACUAUUCGUCGUGAUCACUGGUGGAAAACUAACAAAAAUAAAGUCUGGCACGCUAUGUUAUGUGGGUAUAAUAAAGGAAUAAAUAUUUCACUAAAUAUUAAACGAAGUAAAAUGUCAAAAGGGAUAUCGUCGCCAUCAGCAACAACUAAAAAUAUUCCCGAUAAUUGGUGCUCCGUACCUUCCGAUGACAAUACUCCUCAAUAUUUGCGCUGGAUGACCGAAUGGGCACGACAGUUUUGUGAAGAAAAAGGAAACGAAACCAUAUCAUUAGAAAAAAACUGUUUAGGUAAUGAUGGUGAUAAAACACAAUAUGGAACAAAUAAAGGAUACAAAUUAACAGAUCCUAAGUGUUUAUUGUCCAUGAAAAAAUAUAAGGAAUGGAUUGAUAGUAAACGUGAACAGUGGAAAUCAUGGGAAAAAUUAUACAAAAAAAACAAACAAAAUGUAAACGACAGCACAUCAAGUACCACUUCCCUACCUGGAACAUCCUCACAAGAAUUAUCAUCACAAAAAGAUGCAGAAAAAUAUGUACAAAUGAAUUGUGAUAAAUGUAACUGUAACAUUAAUAAUUUAGAGGAUAUGUAUAAACUCUUAGAUAAACCCAGUAUAAACUCUAUUAAACAAAUCGUUGCAAACGUUCAAGAGGAUAUACCAGAACUAAAAUUCGUAAUACGAAAUGAUGAUAUUAAAUUUGUACAAGAUCUGAUUAAAAACGUCACAAAAAAUGCAAAUAUUAUUGAAGAAAAAAUAAAUCCACAGGCAAAAGAAUUAGAAGUAAAUAAAACAAAAUCAAACACAUCUCCAGGUUUUCGUAUUCUUACUAAUUUGUGGAACACAAUAACAAAAACUGUUUUGACGUCUGCGGCUGCUGCUGGAAAAUUGGGUGUUGCUGCAACAACAGCAGCUAUUGAUACUGCUGCAGAUAUAAUUCCUCAAGCUGUAGAAGCUGGGUUAAAAGCUGGAAUAGGUGCUUUAGAUGGAAUAAAGAGUAUGAUUCCUAGUGGUAAAAGUGUGGAUGCUACCAAAGUUGAUUAUGGAAGCGCGUCAUCAAAAGGAUCGACCGCAUCACCAGGAACAUCUGGACAAUCUGCAAAAACAAAACCCUCAGCCUCAAAUGUGACAACCCUAAGCGACAUCUUAACUUAUACUGUCACUUUUCCAGUAGGAUUUUUAUUAGGUGCGUUUGGGUUCCUUUUCUUCUACCUGAAGAAAAAACCUAUACUUCGACCUACAAAGCUUUUUAGUGUCAUCAAUAUACCACAAAAUGAUUAUGGCAUCCCUGAUGAAACAUCUACCAAUCGGUAUAUUCCAUAUGGUCGAUAUAAAGGCAAAACAUACAUUUAUGUGGAAGAACAUUGUAGUGGUAGAGACAAUAUCUUUGAGUCUGACACUACCGAUAUAACUUCGUCAGAAAGCGAGUAUGAAGAACUGCAUAUUAACGAUAUAUAUAAAUAUAAAUCACCAAAAUAUAAAACUUUAAUUGACUUAGUACUAAAACCAAGCAGCAAAACACAUGAUGCUGAAAAUACACAUAUAGAUCAUAUGGAGGAUACAAUUCAUACACCUACCAAUAAUCCUACCGAUGAUGAAUGGAAUCAACUAAAACAGGAUUUUAUUUCGCAAUAUUUAGAAAACAUACCAAAGGAUUUACCUAAUGAAAAUACCGUUGAUGAUAAUAUGCCUAAGGAUAUCCAACCUGAUAUUUUACCCAAUAAUAUGGAAGAAAAACCUUUUGUUACAUUCAUUCAAGAUAGAUUUCUUGAUAGUAGUCGUGAAGAUGUUACUUAUAAUAUAAAUUGGAAUGUUCCAAAACAUACACAGAUAUAUUCUAACAUUAUACAUCCCCCUAAGGACAAUAAUUUAUAUAGUGGUACAGAUCUAAUUAAUGAUUCGUUAAAUAGUGAUCAACAUGUUGAUAUUUAUGAUGAAUUGCUCAAAAGGAAAGAAAACGAAUUAUUCGGGACUAAACAUCCAAAAAAUACUACAAAAUCUAAAUACAUUUCCAUUUGA
Messenger RNA from Plasmodium adleri (nom. inval.), 8535 nucleotides. Lineage: Eukaryota; Apicomplexa; Aconoidasida; Haemosporida; Plasmodiidae. The record is from the annotation of a RefSeq genome assembly.